Cantharellus anzutake is the source of this 390-nucleotide messenger RNA. RefSeq lists its product as uncharacterized. The coding region runs from base 134 to 292 and encodes 52 amino acids. The record is from RefSeq and is a predicted model, not a curated record. The transcript has 2 exons. NCBI's taxonomy places the organism in Eukaryota, Fungi, Basidiomycota, Agaricomycetes, Cantharellales, Hydnaceae.
AAACAAAGGACUCUCAAUAUUGCCAGAUCGACGCACAAAGGCGGAACUGGUGCUUUGCGAUAAGGGAAUAUCAGCCCGGGCCGUUCAAAACUGAUGUUAAUGCUCGUUGAGUACACAUGUCCACUCGCUACCCAUGCCCCAUGCCACGAUCAGUUCCGGCUCUUAUAGCUUCAUACGGUAUCACAUCAUACAUAUAUUUUGUCUGACUAACCGCCGCAUCCUCGACUCUCACCUUGCGCAAGGCCUUGCAUUCAUAUCCCGCAGAUGUCAUUUUCACUUCCCCUGGAGGUAAUAGCUGUCAGCAACUUACGAAGACGUCGGAAAGACUUGAUUGCUCCUCUAGGAGAGGGCGCAAACAAUUUCGGAUGGGGGCAUCGAUGCGAUCAAGAG